CUAACUCCAAAUAUCUAACUUGUGUUUUGAAUUUUAAGGAUGUUUUUCAACGUUAGGGUAAAUUUAUUCUUCUGACCAUGCUACUUAGAAAACUGAACGAUGUUUCAAGUUUAUUUCAUGUACGGAGUAUUAAUAAGCCUCAGUGUUUCACAUUAUGUUGUAACUUUACGAGUGUCAACUGCUGAAGAAGAGGUUGCGUUAGAGGGCAGCAGAGGGGUGUUACGAUGCGUGUAUAAGCACCAGAAUCCAACUGAUACAAUGUUCGUAGUUCUGUGGCAGAAGAUUGAUCAAGUUACUGACAUUCCAACAACUGUGUUCAACUCUCAGUCAAAGAAGGGGGAAUCACCUAGACUGAGACUGGUAGGUGCUGCGUCACUCGAAAUAGAACCUGUCAAUCAAACGGACGAAGGAAGGUAUCGCUGUCAGGUGACGCCAUUGCCAAGUUUUGAGCAAGACGAAUCUGUAACUGAACUAACUGUUAUUUAUCCCCCGGUGUUCAACCAACGUAGAAACACAACGUUAUAUCUAAACGAGGGUGACGUGACGACACUGCCGUGUAAAGCAGACGCCAAGCCAGAUAACAUAACUUAUAUUUGGUACCAUCAACCACCAUAUUCUGAAGAAGUUCCACUAAAUGAUGAGAACGAUAGAAGAAAACUAAGAUUCGUGAAUGGCAAGUCACUUUACAUCAACGGUUUCAUUGAAAGAUUAGAAGGCAGAUAUCGUUGUGUGGCGAGUAACGAAGCUGGUUCAAAUCAAAUAUUCUUUCGCUUACAUCUUAACCACGAAGCAAAAUUUGACGGCGAUCAUUUUCGAGUCUUAGAAACUUUAGAAGGAGAUGACGUCACACUGCAGUUAUCUGCUACAGCGGUUCCUUCGAAUGUGACGUAUAAGUGGUAUUAUGAGGGACAACCGAUCGAUUUGUUCGGGUGGUCGUCUUACUUUGGGUUCCAGGCAAAAGAGACGAUGCCAUAUUUACGGAUUUCAAAAACUGAGAAUGGAACUAAACUUGAGAUAAAAGAAGUGAAACGUCUUGUUGCUGGUUCUUACACUUGUUCUGCAUACAAUGGGAUUGGGAACGAAGAUGUCGUCAACAUUACUUUGGAUGUUCGGUACCCGGCAAAAAUAUCACGUCAUCCGUACACUGCUGCAGCUAACUACUCAACUACGUCAUCAAGUUACGUCAUCGAUACUGUGGUGGGAGAAACCCUUGUUCUUCAUUGCUUUGGGACGGGAAACCCCCUGCCUUGGUACGAGUGGAAAACCCCCUCAUUUAAAACUUUAUCCUCUUUGAGCAAAAGCAACGACGACAAAUAUAUGGUUUACGGGAACGGCAGUAUCGUGGUACAACCAGUAGAGCAAAGUGAUGCGGGUACAUUUACCUGCACAGUUUCAAAUGGAAUUGGACCUCCACAGAAAAGCCAAGUUGAUGUACGAGUUUUAUACCCUCCACAUUUUACGCGCAUGAUGCUAUCUGCUUAUGACGUCAUUAUUGGCACUGACGUCACACUACCAUGUGUUGCUGAUUCUCUGCCUUCGCCCACUUAUUCAUGGUUUAAAGACUCCGUCAAAUUCACUGCACACGUCACAAACACAACAUCAAACGUCACAAAUGACGUCACAAGCCUUCACUUGAUAAAUAUGACGUCAACAGACAGUGGUUCAUACAGAUGCCACGUCACCAACUAUCUUGGAAUGAUUUUUAAAGAAACCAAAGUUCGAGUACAUUUUCCGUCCAACAUUAUUACGUCAUCAUCAAGUCUUCGUGCUGUUAUUGGCGAUGACGUCAACAUAACGUGUGCAACUUCGGGUUAUCCGGUUCCAGAACUUGAAUGGUCACACUCGCAUGCGUCAUUAAUGACGUCAUCAGGUAUUGGGAUAUCCAGCAUGAUACGAAACGGAACAAGAGGUCGCACAUACGUCAUUAAAUCGAAACGAACAGAAACGUCGCUAGAGAGCAUGUUAAUGAUAUCUCGUGUUGGGAUCAGAGAUUUUGGGACCUACUACUGUUCUUCUUCUAAUACUUUGGGAAGAGAUAAAAUUUAUUUUGAUUUGAUUAGAAUAGAUGUCCCACCCCCACCCGCCAACCUCAAAUUGGAAAGUCUUAAUAGAAAUAGCAUAGCUAUAAGUUGGUCUGUGACGUCAGACUUCUUGGAUGGCGAGUCACUCUUCUGCGAAAUAUGGCUUCAUUCUCCCAUGAGUCUGUUACUCGUGACGUCAUGUGAGCUGACGUCAUGUUACAUUACGCCAUUAAACGAAAGCACCACCUACUCGCUGUAUGUGUUUGGACGAAACAAAGCAGGGCAAGGAGAGAAAUCGGAAGAGAUUAUUAUCACAACGUUUGGUUCCGUCAAAGCGACGCUAAUUCCCCUAUUAUUAAACACAACCACCCAAACCAAUCAACUGCCAUCCAACACACCACAUGCUCCAGCACCAACUAAAACAACGUUCGUUCCUACCACGACUGUCCCUACCUCUCUAGUCAAUGACGUGGGGAUUCGUGACGUCAUUUAUGACGUCAUCAGGGGUUGCGUUCGUUGGCGGCUGACCGAAGAUUUGGAAGAACGUUUGUUGUCCUGGAACUCAAGCAGUGUUCCCAGAUGCGUGAAGGUUGAAGCAAGAAUGAAUAAAGGAAACCUUUGGCGACCGCUCACUUGGUGUGCUGCAGUUUGGACAGAGAUAUGUAAAGUGACAUUAUCAUCACAACAUACUUGGGAUUUGAGGGUUAGGCUGUGUUGGGGAGUCAACACAGGAUGCGGAACAGCAAUCUCGGCUGUUACAUCACUCCCUACUAACUUCCCAGGUACAACAACAGCUACGAUCCAAAGUAGAGGUACAAGUUGGAUAGGAGCUGUGAUCGCAUCCACCGUUGCAGUGUGUCUCGUUGUUCUAGUAUAUUCAUUCUCAUUUGCCCAUUUCUCAAGCAGAAGACGAAUGAUGGACGAUGACGUAUGCCUGAAUUUUCAUCGGCGUCGACAAAUACUUCGAAAUAUCACAGAAGACGUUUGUAGAAGAUCUAACAGUGCACUGACUGUCAGACCGGAUCUACCAACAGAGUCCCGGAGGUUUCGAACAUACCCUGGUAAAUCGAACAGAUUGACAGUUCCUCGGUGACGUCAUAAGCAAUGACGUCAUUGUCUCAACGUCGUACGUAAUGACGUUACAAAAUACAUAACAUAGCUAGAACGUAUGAUACGAUGCAAGUUGAAAAUUACUGUGUUUUUAAAUCAAUUGUGUCGUGCAAUGCUUUGCUACCAAAUUUGAAUUAUUUUGGAUGUUUUCUACUUGUUUUAUCACCUUGUGCUAUUCUUACUUCUUCAUUCUAUAUUUGAUGACAACUGUAUCCAUGUUAUGAGCCAUUGAAAGUAAAUACGUUCAUUAUCCUUAUUUGCUAACCGUAUGCUAUACACAGGUACAAUGAAACCAAUAAAUCUAUUCUCUCAGCAAA
Messenger RNA from Ciona intestinalis (vase tunicate), 3448 nucleotides. The record is from RefSeq and is a predicted model, not a curated record. NCBI's taxonomy places the organism in Eukaryota, Metazoa, Chordata, Ascidiacea, Phlebobranchia, Cionidae.